Molecule: messenger RNA, 6049 nt
Organism: Achroia grisella
Lineage: Eukaryota; Metazoa; Arthropoda; Insecta; Lepidoptera; Pyralidae
Exons: 11
Coding region: 450-5759 (1769 amino acids)
Biological process (GO): signal transduction
Molecular function (GO): GTPase activator activity
Source: RefSeq, a predicted model, not a curated record
GCGAUCACUCGCGCGCACGUCGCGCAGUUCCAUGCAGUACGCUAGACGAUAACGCGCCCCAUUUAAACGCAACACUCACUUUACUUACACAAUCGGCUCAUUCACACUUACGAUACUACGGCACAGGCCAUUAUUGAAUUAAGACGUCGAUCGUCCCAAAUUGCAGGAUUGGCGGGAGUGAUCCCCGAACCGGCUUUUGGACCAUAUGAUCUGCAUUGUAAUCGUCCGUAUUGCAUGGCCCUGAUCUCCGAUAUCGGUUCGCAGCCACGAUGUGGAUCAAAAGUUGAAAAGUGCAUUUGUCUCUUUGUCUAGACAUCCGUGUUAAGAUGACUCAGUGACGAUACUUUCUCGUAGUGUACAACCAUAUUUCUGUUUUGUGAAACGAUUAUGUUGGAGAUGUGAAUGUUGACGUUGGUGUAUUCAUUAGUGAUAAAUAAUAGGGUAGUGAAAUGGCUGGAGCUAGUGGAGAAGGCGGUGUUGUGGAGGAGGUAUCAUCAGGAAAUGCAGUGGAAGGACGAAAGCGUGGUCUGAGCGGGUCUAUGUCCCUCCGGACGCGGAAGUUGGGCCGGCGACUGUCACGGAGCAUGUCUAUAGUGGCUAUGAAGUUGCCAGAAAAGGCACACAGCAUUACAAAAACCUCGUCUAAAUUGAUGAGGACAGCCAGUCGUGAUAAGAAGAAUCGGUCCUUUGAGCUCUCGAUAAUACUUCCAGACAAAACUCAAAAACAGGUGACGGUGUGGGGCAACAACACAGUUGCUGAAAUAGUUUGUGAACCGCUUCGAGAAGUUGGUAUGGUAGUAGCUGGUCUUCCCACUGGCCCGCUGUGCGCACCUCAAGCAGUUCCCCUCGCGGGUCCCUUGCCACUACCUACAGCGUUCAGCGACACGCCGCCUGCUCCACCUGCAGCACUGUUAUUUCUUGGUGGCUCCAAAGCUCCUGUGGAACCAAGAGCAUCUGCGACUUCAUUGGAAGGCGAAGUUCUAGUAGUCGAAUAUCAACCUCCGCACUGGGACGGCAAAGACUUGGAGAUAUUCAUAGCUUGGGAGAAAAUUUAUGCUGCAACUUUGUAUUCAGCUGUGGAAUUAUUUGGAAAACCAUUACUACGUGCAGCAGUUAUCACUAAGGAAGAAUAUCACUUACUUUUCUAUUAUCUUGAAUCUGUGUCUGAAGCCAGUGAAGCAUUAACUGAGAGAAUGAGAAAAUACAUAGAUUCUGGUCUUUUGGUAAACGAUGGUAAUACAGAAGAUGAUGAUGCACACUCUAUAAUUUCAAAGAAGUCUAUUAUAGUUGAUGAGGAAGAAAAAAGUAUACUUACGGAGCUAAUUCAAGAAGGAAUCCUCUCCCAACAGGAUGUUGAUGGUUCUUCAGUAAUUACUAAUUCUGAAUAUAAUGAGUCAAUAGAUAACCAUAGAAUUGAAGAUGACAAUAGAUCUAGUAUUUCAUCUAUAACUGCUAGUCUUCGAAAAGUAAUUGUUGAUAUACCAAUAAAUUGCGAUGAAUCUGUGGCCGAUAGCUCUAUUAUAGAAAGCAGUGAUAAUGUAACGACUGUGACAAUUAGAAGCGGCGGACAAUGUUGCACCGACCAUAGAAUAUCAGCUGAUGCUAAUGAAAAUGUUUGGGCUAAUGUGAGAUGGGAUUUCCUUAAUCCGACUGACUUUGGGUAUGAUUUAGUGCGCAGUGUAAAACGAAGUCGUUCAGAGUCUGCUAUUGUAACUCCUGUUGCCAGGCGUCGAAAUGAAGAAUUAUAUGAAGCGUUACGUGAUGGUGAAUCUUGUGGAAGUGUAACACCAUAUGAGUCUAUUGAGGAUUUGUAUGACUGUAUCAAGAAUUCUAAAUAUACAAGCGCGGCUGCUGAAGAGUCUUCACCUUCAACAGAAAGCCAAUCUGAGCCACAAUUUCCGGAUUAUUAUGAAAAAGCCAGCACUACUCGACAAAGUUCAGCGAGUAGUGAUAAAAGCGGCACCUCCUCCGCUUUUCCCUUUUCGAAAUGCGGUUCGAGUGAUUCGACGGGUGCGUUCACGUCAUGUGAAUCGACUAGUGGCAUAAGUACAUUUGCUUCGAAAAGUAUUCCAGAAUCGCUUAAGUGUCGUGAGUUACCGCCUCCUCCGAUUGAAGACGGAGAGGGCGAGAGUGCGAUCUUGCUUAAGCAACUAUUUAUGGGAGAGUUGAUGGACGCUUAUGGAGAGUACCUUUCUGCAUAUCCGUUCGCUCGUGCUCUUCUUCGUCGAAAGGCACGUCGUGACGAGCACUUCACUGCACUUGCUGAUAUAAGAAGAGGGGCUGCCAAACACACCAUAAUAGAAUACCUCGAGUUACCGAUCGAGCGGCUAGCGCAAUACGAGCGAUUGGUUGGCGGUGGAUGCGCUCGCCGGCGGGCUGCCAAGCUUUCGGAUCUGGAGCGCGUACAGGAUUUGUUCCCGCAUGACUAUCUCGCGCUGCACGAUGCUGACGCGCCUGCCGCACUUGCCUCGCACCAUGCACAGAAAUCGAAGAGCCUCCGCAAGAGACCAAGCUUGGAUAUUGGUGGUACGGUCAGCACAAACAGCAACUCGUUAUCGCCAAGGACCUUCAUUAUGGAGGCUCCAGUCCAACUGUGUCCUUUGGGCUCUACCUCCCCACCGCUAGAUCGUAAUUUAUUUUUAUUCAGUGAUUUGCUACUUGUCGGAAAGUCUAGAGGCACUAAUUGUUUUAAACUUAAAGAAAGUGUCAGAUUAGCAGAAUUGUGGCUGUCCUUACCUGACGGUGAUGAUACAGGCUUUCGUAUUGGGUGGCCGACGGUUACUGGAGUCGCCAACUACCUCGCCACCUAUCCCACUCAAGCAGCUCGUGAUACUUGGUACAGGAAAAUACAAAAUGCUUUAAAUGCUCAACUGACCACAGAACCAAAAUCAACAAACAUUCAAAUCUUCUAUAAGGAUGUUACGAGUUCUAUAGAAAUUUGUAAAACCGUAUCAGUGGGUCCUGAUAUGAGUGCCAAAUGCGUUGUUCGGCAAGCUUUACACGUUCUUCAAAACGGAGGCCCUGAAGGGGAACAUGAGGGAGAUGGUGAUGGAGACGCUGAAGCCGAAGGUCGAUGGGGGCCAGCUGCCGACUUCACGCUGUAUGUCCAGACGACAAGGGAUGCACCACCGACGCCGUUGCAUGGCAUUGAAAGACCUCAUGCUAUUCAAAUGUCAAGGAUAAGGCAAACAUUAUCGAAUGAGGAUGGUUUUGAUUUGGAGCAUGUGAACGCCAAAAACAAUCCCUGUGGUCUGGUGUUCGAAUUAAGAAAGAAGAAUCAAGGUUUAAAAAGUGGAAACAAUACCCCCGCUCGAGGUUUGAGGCUACUUCGACGCAGUGGACGACUAUUUGGUAUCGCCCUCACGCGACUCUGCAACGGGACACCGCCACCCGCGCUGCUGCAAGCACUGCGUCGCUUGCGGUCUAUAGCGCCAAUAACACACGGCGUUUUCCGACGUAGUGCUAAUGCCAAAGCAUUGAGAUUACUAAGAGAUAAGUUGGAUGCGCUUGGUCCAUGGGCAGAAGGCUGCGCGGAACUGGACCGCGCGCCCGUCUUACUAUUGGCUGCUCUUGUAAAAGAGUUCUUCCGUGCGCUUCCACAGCCAUUACUAGUUGCAGAACUUUAUUCAUCGUGGCUACAAGUUCUUAGUUUAUCUCAAGUAGAAAAAGUAGCAGCCGUGCGCUCACUGUUGUUGAAACUACCAAAAUCGCACUAUACGAUGCUAACAUACUUUGUUUGUUUGCUGCAAGCUAUCGCUAAAAAAUCCAAUAUUAACCUCAUGUGCCCCAUGAAUCUUGGUGUUUGCGUAGGUCCCAGCCUCCUGUGGCCCAACACUCCCUGUGACAAAGCUCCCAAAGCAGUGCCAAUGGUUGUAGAACUACUUAUUGUUAAAGCUGACGAUUUAUUCGGACCUCAAAUUUCCAAUCUCUUAGGAAAUGGAAGUCCAGAACCUUCGAAUGCAUUACUAGAUUCAGGUGCAGAAGAAAGUGACAGCUUGCAUUCUGUCGGUAUAUCAUUGGAUUCUAUGGAAUUGACUACACCACGAAAAGAAAAACUAUCGCUUAGUAGGGAUUCGGGUUUAACUCUCUCUGAAGAUGAUUCAAAUAGCAAUGGUGGAAACAGUCCAGCGCCUAGAAAUAUUCUUCAUAGCCUAUCUGCACCGACGUGUAAUAUUCAACCAGAAUCUAAACUAGUAUCAAGAUACCACACAGAUAAUCACAACGUAAAUGGUCUCCCCCGAAUGACACAAAGGCAAAAUAAUUACUCAAAUAAGGCAGAAAUGUAUAGUACAGUGAAUGAAGAGUUAUAUACGAUACCAUAUACAGGAGAGAGAUAUGUUCAUAAUUCUAUAAACAUAGGAAUCUCAAACGGAAUCGACGAAAGAAAUUAUGUUUCUAAAACUGCACUGCAACGAUCUACAGUAGAUAUUUAUGGACAAAGUCCAGCAAAAUAUAUAACAGGUUUAGAACCACAGAAACCACCAAGAAGUUUGUCAAAGGCAGCUCGAACAUCGAAGGUUUACAGUAUGUUCGCUGAAACACAAGAAAUGGAAAAGAAUCCAUCAAAUAAAAAUUUUAACAGAGCAAAGAGCUCUGAUAAUCUAUUAGAACCAAAACAAGAAUCGAUAGAUAAUAAACGCGACCUAGUUUCUAGUCAAGAAAAUAUAGUAUACAGUAACAUACAUGACCUGGCCAUGUUCACGGAAAAUAUUCAAAGGCAGAAUCAAUACCAAACACAUGCAGAAAUUAUGAAAAAUAUGUCAAAUACAAAUUACUCCCGAGUUUAUUCUGGCUGGGAGCAUAAAAGCACGAAUUAUAAUAGUAGCACUGGUAAUACAGUUGAUAUUUAUGGACAAAUGACUAAGAAACAAGGAGAAACUUCACAGAAUAAAUCCAGUGGAAACGCAACACCGGCAGCCACCAUUUUUACAAGAAAUGACUGGUCUCGUCAAGCAGCUAGAACAAAGAGUUUAGAAGUUAAUGAAGAAGGGCAAAGUAAUAGUACAGAAAAAGUUCGUAAUGGAAAUUACGAUGUGAAUAUUUCGAACUUUUGUCGAAAGAGGCGUUUUGACCCCGCGCAUAUGUGUACUAAGACUUGUGGGACAUCACAGUCGACAAAUAGUAGAGAAUAUGAGAAACAUACAAUGAAUCCAUUACAAAAUUCCUAUUCGUACGUUGACGGUAUACAUAGUAGCAACUCGGAAGAAAAUAAAAAGAUAAGACAUCGCAAUUACACAAAUCACAAAUUAAAUCAGUCGAAAUCAUUAGCGAAUAUCGUACUGCAUAGCGAUUCUAGCAGCUGCGAUACCUUAUAUCAACCUCAAAACUCAUUCAACAGCCGAUCAACAGAAUCACCUGCCAGCGAGAAUUCCUUUGAAAAUAAUUACACUAGCCAAUAUAUUGAACCUUUGUACACGUCUGUAUAUAAUCGUAGAAGGGAUAUAUUCCAUGAGGAUAAAUCAUCUAACAUGUUUACUUCAGACAUCUACAAGGCUACUCCCACAGCUGUUCAGCCUGAGUAUCAUUCAUCAGAGAAGGAGCAAAACAACAACAAGAAGCCACCUCACAUGCCACCACCGGUGCCACCGAGAAAAAUGAUACAGAGAGUCCUGAAAAAUUUUCAGCCGGUACAUGUGAAUAAGGAUGAAAAGACGCUUAGAUCUAAGUCAGUACCCCGUCUAUACAAUGGUACUGAUAAAAACGACCACAUCGCUUUGGAUUGUUCCGAGUCUGACACGGAAUCUGAAUCUUACGUCUAACGUUACUAAAGCACAAGAAUCGUCAUAAAUGGCUAGAGUGAUUAAUGCAAUAUAAUAUGCCAGUAGGUAAAACCUAGAUUGAGUAAAUUAUUAAAAUCAAAUGCAUGUUUUAGAAAUAUUUUUAGAGUUUUACAUGCUCAUCACUUGUAGUAAUUCAAUUCAUUGAUUAUAUUUGUCUAUUUUACAACUUGUAUGUGACGUCCUGUGUGAGCAUUAUAUGUAUUGUUAGAUGAAUCCCGCCUGAAAUUUUAUGUAUGUGACCAUAACCUGAGUUGUUUUGGUGAUGUAAU